This is a messenger RNA of Cherax quadricarinatus, 611 nucleotides long. RefSeq names its product mitochondrial ribosomal protein S33 (gene mRpS33). Lineage: Eukaryota; Metazoa; Arthropoda; Malacostraca; Decapoda; Parastacidae. The record is from RefSeq and is a predicted model, not a curated record. Gene Ontology annotation, cellular component: mitochondrion.
AUUACUGACUUACUUAGUAGUGUAUACCUGAAUAAAGUGACUUAUCAGGGGUUCGGGCGGUAGUGUGCUGGCGGCUCCUCGCGCUGUUGCAACCCUUAACUCCCAAAACAAUAUUGACGCUGGUUUUUGCUUCACCAGUUAUAAGUAAACAAGGUAUCAGAGCAUAAAGGAUGGCAUCAAAGUUACCAGUUGCAUCUGGAUUAUAUAAGUAUGCAAGGAUAACAGCAAACACGACCAAUUAUGCCAAGAGAAUGAACCGCCUCAGCAAUCACAUCUUUGGGGAGGUUGUUAGAACAACUGACUCUCCGUCAAUGCGUGUAGUAAAAAUAUUCAGUGAGAAACCCCUAGACCUACGACCUGAAAUCACAGACUACUAUCCUCGUCAUAAUGAAACUCAUCUUUUAAUGUCUCUUCUUAGAAAGUAUGGACUGUAUCGAGAUGAACACCAAGACUUCAAGGAAGAGAUAAGAAGACUAAGAAUUCUGCGUGGAAAAGCUAAACCAAAGAAAGGAGAAGGCAAAAGAACAAAUAAGUAAAGCCAAAUACCAUAAAAUGUUUAAAAAAGCAGAUGGAAUUUUGUUAACAAACAUGUAAAUAAAGCAUCAACCUUU